AUGACGUACACCAGGAACAAUGCCAGGUGUAAGACGGAGCUGUUUCCUUGUUCCUCAAAGGUGAGCAACGCAGAGUGUAAUGGCCACCGAGGAGACCAGGACAUCCUAGACUGUAAUCCCAACAUUUGCACCAAUUCUUUAUCAGUAGAAAAUAUUUGUAUUCAGGUUCACUUCCCCGAUGUGGAACGCGUGGAGUGGCUGAACAAGAUCCUUGAACAGGCCUGGCCGUACUUCGGGGAGGUCAUGGAGAAAACUUUUCGGGAAAAAAUUGAGCCAAAGAUCAGAGCAAAGAACGCACAUCUGAAGACGUGUACUUUUUCCAAAAUCCACUUUGGGGAGAAGUGCCCGAGAAUCAAUGGAGUAAAAGUCUAUACCAAAGAAAUCGAUAGAAGACAAGUGACCAUGGACUUGCAGAUAUGUUAUAUAGGGGACUGCGAAAUUCAUAUGGAAGUAUCCAGAUUUAAAGUUGGAGUGAAAGGCAUCCAGUUACGUGGAACGUUACGGGUGAUCCUGGAACCCCUACUCACGGUCGUGCCUUUUUUUGGAGCUGUGACAUUGUUCUUUAUUCAAAAACCGUAUUUGGAAAUCAACUGGGCAGGACUUACCAACCUCUUAGAUGCACCAGGAAUUAGUUUCAUGUCUGAGACAAUAAUCCAGGACCUCAUUGCAGCCCGCCUGGUGCUUCCAAACAGAAUCACAGUUCCCCUGAACAAUAACAUCGAUGUGUCCUGCCUGCAAUUCCCUGUCCCAUGUGGAGUGGUGAGAGUGUAUUUGCUAGAAGCCGAAAACCUUGUCCAAAAAGACAGCUUCCUUGGUGCCAUUAGAGGGAAGUCAGACCCUUACGCGAUUCUUCGUGUUGGCGUGGUGCAGUUCCGGAGCAGGACCAUUUCCCGAGACCUUAAUCCCAUCUGGAAUGAAGUCUACGAGUUCGUUGUCCAUGAAUUGCCUGGUCAGGACUUAGAAGUAGACUUGUAUGAUGAAGAUCCAGAUAAAGAUGACUUUCUGGGCAGCCUGCUUAUCAACCUCGGGGACGUAAUGAAUGACAAACUCGUUGAUGAGUGGUUUCCCUUAAGUAAGACAGCAAGCGGACACUUGCACUUGAAGCUCGAGUGGCUUUCAUUAGUGACUGACCGAGAAAAGCUGCGCGAGGAUAAGAAUGGUCUCGCCACAGCAAUAUUAAUAGUGUAUUUGGACAGUGCUUGCAACCUUCCAAAAAACCAGUUUGAAUAUUCAAAUGGUGAAUAUGGUGCAAAGAAGUUCAAAGGCAACAAGUACCUCAAGCAGAAAAUGGAACGAGAGCCUUCAUCUUACACGCAGCUUACUGUGGGGAACAAGACUCAGAAAAGCAAGACCUGCAGUUUCCGCAAGGAUCCUGUCUGGGGCCAGGCUUUCACGUUCUUCGUUCACAGUGCCCACUCCCAGUCCCUGCACGUGGAGAUAAAAGAUGAUGAUCGGGAAAAUGCACUGGGAACCCUCGUUGUGUCAAUGUCCCAAGUGCUGAAGGAGCCUGAGAUGACUCUUGAUCAGAGAUUUCAGCUGGAUCACUCCGGCCCAGACAGCUUUAUUAAGAUGAAACUCAUCCUGCGGGCCUUGAACAUCGAGGAGCCUGAUCCACUAAGUGUCUCUUCUGGUGUAAAUGCCUUAAAGCAGCUUCCUGUACCUGUUGCAGAGAAGGGUGGAAAUCAAGCCAAAUAUUUCACUCCACCAAAAACAGAAGCCUCCAAAAUACCCCAGGUGACCAAAAGUUCUGCAGUGCCAGAAGCUGAACCAGCGAGGAAGGAGAGCAAUGCAGACCUUACUGCCCAUGAGAACUUGGCAGGCCCAGUGAAGGACACUGCCGCUGACUGUAUUGAGCCAGCAGGUGCACAAAAUCUGGAACCCCAACCACCAGCGACCCUACACACAAGGAUGCUGCCAGCACCCUCGAUGCCAGCUCUGCAGGAACUCGGGCUGGCCCCCAGUAUCGGUUCACUGGGUUCUCUUCCUUCUUCCUGCUUUGAUUUAAGUCGCACCAAUCCAGACCUGCACAAUGGAACAAACCAAGUGGAUGUGCCUUUGGGAGAGAUUCAUGUUACUGUGAGAUAUGCUUCUUUGCGGCAGAGUCUCAUUGUGAUGAUAAAUGGUUGCAGGAACCUGAUACAAUGUUCUACCCGUGGAAUAGAUCCAUAUGUCCGCAUCUACCUGCUUCCAGAUAAAAGAUGGACAGGCAGAAAGAAGACUACUGUUAAGAAAAAAACAUUGAACCCCCAGUACGAUGAGAAAUUUGAAUUUUUUGAAUCAUUGGAAGACAUUAGGAAACGGAAACUAGACAUUGCAGUGAAAAACAGCAGGCCAUUCAUUUCACAUGAGAGAAAGGAACUUGGAAAAGUACGGAUUGAUUUGUCAAAAGAAGAUAUAAUCAAAGGCUUCUCACAAUGGUAUGAGCUGACAAUGAAUGGACAGAGCAGGCAAUGAUGUCCUCAGUGUGCCCUUAUUUGUAUGCUUUAUAUUAAUGUAUAUAUGUAUAUUUUGUAACUAAUCCAUUUUAAACUUUAUUAUGUAUAUUGAAGGCAAAAGGUGUUGGAUUUGUUUGCUUAACUACCUUUUUCAGUGGCUGGUUAUUUUGGAAAAGGUAGAAAAAAAGAUGGAUUGAAUCCUUUAAAUUUAGACUAGAUGUAAAUGUGUAACAUGAAGCUUUCAUGACCUCAGCAUUGACUCAUGACUGGUAUCACUGAAGAAACUUAACAAGCAGCCUCCGUGUGUAUUUACAGUUGUUUACUCUCAAGAGGCUACGUGAGUGCCAAGAGCACACCAAGACCAAUUGUUUUUGCUUUUAGAGAAUCCCCUGCCCCUAAGGCUCUGAGUUCAUGUUCUGUUGACACCAUACUUGAAAUUAUACUAGCAAGAUCAUGGGUUUUCAAAAUACUGUUCUUCACUUCCAAGACUGAAGAGACUCCAAAAGAAGCAAUUACAAUUUAUAUCUACACAAGUCUAAGAAAAUUAUCUAAUAUUCUACUGUCUGGGAGUUUUUUUUUAUAAAGCAGAUUGCAGGUGCUAACUUGAAAUGGGUAUGAAUAUGAUUCACCAACAGCAGGGAAGUGUAUAAACUUUUUGAUAUCUUGGCACAACCAGAUGGUAACGCCUUAAAGUCUAAUUCUUUAUUAUGGUUACAUUUCAAAGUCUUGUGAGCUUUGUUAAUACAGAUUUCCAUGUUGGAAACAACGGACUAUAAUUUUGUAAGCAAGUCUUUAUUAAUGUGGGGGGAAACAUGCCAAUGUUUUCAGACAUUCAGUAUGUUUAAGUCUCAGAAUUGUAUAAUAAACUAUUUACAAAUUGCUCAAGAGACUGAGCAAA
This is a messenger RNA of Alligator sinensis (Chinese alligator), 3333 nucleotides long. It is a transcript of the gene ESYT3, whose product is annotated as extended synaptotagmin 3. Gene Ontology annotation, biological process: lipid transport. The transcript is spliced from 24 exons. NCBI's taxonomy places the organism in Eukaryota, Metazoa, Chordata, Crocodylia, Alligatoridae. The record is from RefSeq and is a predicted model, not a curated record. Gene Ontology annotation, molecular function: lipid binding. Bases 1 to 2454 code for a protein of 817 amino acids.